Perca flavescens (yellow perch) is the source of this 3279-nucleotide messenger RNA. RefSeq lists its product as uncharacterized. The record is from RefSeq and is a predicted model, not a curated record. Lineage: Eukaryota; Metazoa; Chordata; Actinopteri; Perciformes; Percidae. The transcript is spliced from 12 exons. Bases 261 to 2630 code for a protein of 789 amino acids. Gene Ontology annotation, molecular function: protein binding.
AAUUUUUGCUUGUCAAGCGUAAGAUGAGAAGAUUGAUACCACUCUGAAGUGGUAUCAAUCUUCCCCCUCACAAAAAUAUCAGCAGAGCACUGCCAUUUGCUUACCCUGUAAUUGUGGGAUCUAUAUGUAAGCAUUUCUUCACUCAGGCAACUCUGUAUAAAAACAUCAAAUGAAAUCCUAAACUAAAAUACAAAAAAAGGACUGUACAUGUUAAAAUCUUUGCUGUAUGUUUUCUUCUCUUUCUUUAUCAGGAGGACUCAAUGAGAAGAAUCAGGAGAAACAGCCAGGCUCUCCUCCAGGAUCUCUUUUACAGGGGGGUCCACGGAGGAGACAGAGAUACUCCUAUUCCAGCUCAGCCUGAUAGAGAUGCUAAAAUGAUCCACUCAAUCGCCAGCCUGAUCAGAGCAAAGAGCAAACUCCUCGUCCUGGAGAAUCCUGACACUGUGGAGAUCUACAAGCUGGAUGAUGCAACAGUCCAUCCUAGCAGAAGUGGUAAAGACGAUGUUUACCUCCCAGCCAUCACAACGAAGGCAUCAAGUCUAAACUCAAUGGGAGGGUCUCUGAGUCAUUCCUGCCCUUACCUGUACGACAAAAGAAGAGGAUCUUUCUCCUCAGUUGCCUCUCAGAGAACUGGAGGUCACCCUAAAAAACAGAGUCACCUAAAGGCACAAAGAGAGGCAAAGAAAUCCAACGUCACCGUGACAAUGACCUACCUAGGACAAGGCCGUCGGGGGUCAGGGUUGGGGUCAGGUCAGGACGAGCUGAAAGUACUCCAGCAAAUCAAUGGAGGGGAGAAUAUCUGUGUCUUCAAAGGCGUGGUGACUCCAGGAGAGCAGUUUCAGUUUGUCUCUCAGAGACACAGAGGUUUCCCCUUCAGUGCCACCUUGUACGUUAACGGCAUCAUGGUGGCCAGAAUCAGUUCGUGCUGCGAGUACCGCUACGCUCCCGGCUUCCAGCAGGGCAGGAAGAGCUGCUUCAGAUUGGCUUGGCAGGCAGGUGGCCUACCCUGUUACAGAUGCACAAGUCUCCGAAACAAAUACAGCUCCUGCCAGCAGCUGAACAACAGCACAAAGGACAACUUAAUUCUCCCUCUAGACAAGAGCCCUGGCAAUGGCACCAUCGAGUCGUGUCCAUCAUCCCCUCUCUUUAUCCCAGCCAAACCCGAAAGGAAAUCAGGGAGGAGAACAAGAAAACAUAUCAAGGAAGGCAGUAGGGGAUCUACAGACAGCGAAGACCCUGCUGUAGCUGGGAUUAAAGAGACUUCCAAGAAGAAACGACGCAAGGGUCAAACUAAACAGAAAGAGAGCAAAGGCAAAACAGCUGGAAAUAAGAGGGAAGAGGGACAGGACAGCAAGGGCUUGGAGGGCACGCACAGGUCAACAGUGACUGAAAAAUGUGAAAACCAAGCAUCGUCUGACAGACGAGAACAUAAGCAGCAGAAACCAACCAGCAAUGUCACAGAGCCGCAGAAAGAGCAGCCGCGAUCAAACAUGACAAGCAAAGUUCUCGAUUCAUUGCAGGAUGAGGAAACAGUGACUAAGCAGAACAGAGAGAAACAGAAGGAGCUGGGAUCAAAUGGGAAAAGCAGAGAUGGGGAAAGACUGAAGGACUUCUAUGAAGAAUGUGUGGAAAUGAGCACGGUGUUGGAGCAGGGCCUAAACAAACACAACUGGUUCAAGGCAAACAUCCUGGAGAGAUGCCGGCUCCAGAAGAGGCUGUCAUCGUGCCCCAAAUCUCCAGGCUCGGAUGUGGAGCCCAGUGCAGAAAGUGAUACAGUCCUGCAGCCUGAUGGAGAGCCAGAGGAAGUAGAGGACACUGCCAGCCAGAGUGCUGGCAAAGAAGAGCCUGUUAAAGAACAAGACCUGCAGGCGCAGCUCCACGCCAUGAUGACGGUGCUGAGCACAUCCGAUGAGGUGGAGCAGCUGGUUCUGAGGAACACGGACCUGACAGACGACCUUCUGCUGAGCCUGGCGGAGGCCUUGAAGAGCAGCCUGUCCAAGGUCACACUGCUCAACCUCAACCUCAACCUCAUUGGCCCGUAUGGAGCCCACAUCCUGCUGGACGUUCUGAGAGUGAAGCCUCAGAUCAGAGGCUUACACUUGUUUGGAAACAAACUGCGUGACCAUGGACUGCUGACCCUGUUGAAUGGAAUAGCUGAGCUGCAGGAGCAAACAGCGAGAGCUGCUGCUGCCAUCCAACAGGCCAUGCUUUUCCCAUCGGAGCAGAAUAUGCUUCUGCAGCUCCCCACCGGGUGGAGCUCUUUCAGUGUUUUUGCACUUUUGGAACUAGAUCUUGGGGGAAACGGCUUGAGCAGCGAAGGGGUGAAGGUGUUAGCAUCAUACAUGAGGCACCACUCUUAUCUUCAGUACUUAGGGCUGGCGCAGAAUAGCGGCGCCGAUCUGGCGGCGUGGAAGGAACUUUUCGACAGCCUCAAAGGAAACCGCUCGCUGACUCAGGUCAUCCUAGACGAGAACAACUUGGGAGACCCUGGGGUCAGGCUGCUGGCUGACAUGCUGAAAGAGAACGUGAGUCUGCGGAAGGUGGAUCUGGACAGGAACGGCAUCAGCGACGUGGGAGGAAACGACAUCAUGGGCGCGUUGCUUUGCAGGACGCAGCAUUACCACUCCUGACUCCACACCUCCUACUCUGCUAAAACUGAUUCCAGUGUCAUCUUAUUGAAUAAUUUGCUGCUUCCUGACUAAAAAGAAACCAAAGUGAUUCAUUCCACCCACAGUAUUUACAGGUCAUGGAUGACUUACCCACAACUUUCCACCCCUCCCAGAACAUUUUAGUAGCCACCUUGAGACCCCCGUUCCUCCACUCUUACAAAAAAGAGACUUAUGGACAUCUAAGCUAUGCCACGUCAACUACCCUUAUUCUGUCAUUCUUGUCUCUCUUCGUGUGCUAGACAAAGCAUCUAUUCAGACUCUAAGCGUGGUGUGUGAAUUUCGAGGCCGUCAUCUCAUUGUUCUAUCAACACAGACAUUCUGAGAAUAACUGUACCUGUGAUCAAAGCUUGUCAAAGUGGUAAUUAUCUCCUCCUGUCAGGGCUGCCAGUAGUGACUCUGCUGAAACCAAUCCCUCCAUAUUUCAUCUGCAGUCUUUGCGAAUUUCUGUCUGUGGAAUCCCGAUAAAGACGCUCUCCGAAACCCCCGGGAGGAUGACAGAUAAACGAGACUGGCGCACCUGAAGAUUACAUCUGCAGACGUUGUCUUGUUCCGCUGUAUCAGACUGAAUAAGCUUCUGUUGUGGCGUACAUUCAAAACUCUGUACAGCAAA